Struthio camelus australis is the source of this 307-nucleotide messenger RNA. NCBI's taxonomy places the organism in Eukaryota, Metazoa, Chordata, Aves, Struthioniformes, Struthionidae. The record is from RefSeq and is a predicted model, not a curated record.
CCCUGGGGCAGGAGCCAUGGCAGGGGAUGGGGAGCUCAACCGUGUCAUCAAGGACUUGCAGAAGACCGUCGCCGAGCUGAACCGGAGCUACCGGGAGAAGGACAUGCCGGUGACGGACGGGAGCCGCGAGCUGCACAGCCUCUGCGCCCAGCUGGAGUUCCUCCUGCAGUUCGACCUCAAGGAGAAGAGGAACUUCUUUGGGCAGCGGAAAGACUAUUGGGAUUUCCUGUGCCAGGGCCUGGCGCGCUGCAGGCAGGAACACGAGGGUGUUCGCUUCGUCACCUCGCUGGACAAGGCACGGGCUUGA